AGAUAAAAUUUUGAUCAAGCCACGAUAGCUAGGGUAUAAUUAUUACCAAUAACUAAUUACUUCUGAAAUCAAUUAAUUUUAAAUAUUUUACUUCAUAGCUAGAUAUAUUUGUUUAUGCUAGAACGACCUUUAAGUUUCUACUGCAACAUAUUAAUGCGUGGGUAGCCAGGAAAAAUCGAUAUCCAGGCACUUUCUAUCAGCCCCCCAUUCCGCAAAACUCCAACGUCCAAAAGUACAGACCGAGGUGCAGUUUUGCUGACCAAAAAAUUAGAACGCAUACCAAUUUUGACUGACUUUUUGAUUCAAACAAAAUGUUUAAAUAAAAUACCCUUUUUUUAUUGAUACGAGAACUGGAUGCUAUCGAUCUAGGGGCUGGAGAUUAACACUGGAUUCUGCGCGUAUCUCUACUCCAUCUAUUUUUAUUUGAAACAUUGCAGCCCAUACAGGCACAUCAGUCCAUUCAGAUUUUAAUGAAAUUUUAAAGGGGCUGAUUUCGGCAGAAAAAAAUGGCCCCGUUGCUGGCCAUGUUUUUUGUCGCAUUAUCAUUUCUCGGGGAUGUAGCAUUGGGACAGAGCGAUCUCCAAAGUGCUCUGGCAGCUCUAGAUCGUCGCCAGAAAGAGCUCGCCGGAUACGAUGACCAACAGUUCAAUUUCUCGCCAUACGACCAGCCUGAUGAUCUGGCAUUUCUUAACAACGCAGCAGACAACAGAAUGUUUGACAGAGACUACUUGGAUGAAGACGGGUUUGAACCAUUGAACAAGAGGCUCACCACGUCAUUUAGAGAGAGAUUGGAAGAAGAUAGAAAGAAACAAAUGGAGGAGUUUGCCAAAAACCUCAUCACCAACUUAGAAACCAGCGGAAUGCCAGGUGUUUCCGAUGAGAAUUACUUGAGAGACUUGUGGGAGCGUUAUUAUGGAAAUGACUUUAAUAAUUAUGGAAAUGAAGUAGCAAAAAGAGUCUAUUAUUAUCCAACCUACGGCAUUGAAAACGUUGGUUUGCGCAAACGGAACAGAUACUAUGACGUAGACGAAGAGCCAAUUUAUUCUAUCCACCACCAUGUUCCAAGAGAAGAUAUCCCAGAAGAUUGGGUGAAUUAUCUAAAAGACCGUCGAUAUCUAGUCAAGCCUUAUCCGCCAUCUCAUCGACCUUUCGCAAAAAAUAAGCGAUUCGCCAUAGCCAAGAGGAGCAACGUGAAUAACCAUGGAGAGCAAAAAAGGUCAGUAAAGAAACAGACCGACCCGAAGGUUCAGAAAGAUUUGUCAAAUAUUUUCAACGGGGAGCCGAAGACUACAGAAAAAGAUACUCCCGGCUCUUCCACCACACAAAAACCCGAUAACACAAAGCAAUACCAAGAAACACCCUCCAAAACCAUCGAAAAGAAAGACAGCCCUAAAAAAGAGAUCAAUAAAGAGGUAUAUGCACCUGUCGCACCUCAAAACAAGAAGUUACUCCAAAUCAAGAAAAAAUCCAUUGACUGGUCGGACUAUUUCGGUUUAGAUCGUCGCAAGAAAUCUGAAAACAGCGGUUUGGACAAAGAAUGGCUUUCAGAGCGGUAUCAUAAGGCGAUUGCUGUAACAGCGAAGAAACGCAAUGCUGAGCUUCCACUCCAGUCGUUCAGAAACCACGACAACCCGCCUUUGGAAAAAGAAAAUGCCCGAAAAACCGAAGAGCAAAAAAUUAAUGAAAUGGACUCGAAAUUGGAGAAACUGGAAGACGAAAUUGUUGAAGAUGCUCUAAAAUACACCGGAGCACAUCAGGAUGAUGUCGAUAGCAAAGAAGUGCAGCAAAUCAAGAACAACAUCAUAUCCCGCCUAGCUCAAGCUUACAACAUCGAAAAAAUGCGCAACGCCCUAGAAGAGUACAAAAUCGAAAUCGAAAAAGCCAAAAAAGAAGUGGAAAAGAACAAGGAAUCUGACGGUUUCUUUGACGAUUACAUUUUGGAGGAGAAAAGGUUGUCCGUUCCUAGAAAAGAAGCCGUGGAUAUUAGUAGAGAAAACGUGGAAGGCGAUAACAACAUCAAAUGCACCAAUUCUGAGGACUGUCACGAGCAGAACUACAAAACUCCUUCGGAUAUUAUAGAGAAUCACCUCGCAAAUUUAGAUCAAUGUCCAGCUAUACAACGUGCUUGCAAUGAUGUAGCUUCAAUUAUAGGUCACUAUGGACACGUUUUUGAGGCUGCCUGUAAUAUUCAUCAAAUGUGUCUGUUAUGCAGUAACAACAGCUGGUUCUCCCCAACAAGACAGUGCAACGUUUUGUUCUUAUCGAAAGCUUACGAACUAUGCCUGGGUAAAGAGGAAUGCAAGAAGGAAGCUCGUAGAUCUGUGGGUUACCUCUUGGACAUAAACCGGUCCCUGCAAGCUCAGUCAGCUUUGAACGACGAAUGCGAACUUCACUGUCCAGAUACGGACAUCGUAUCCAACUAAUUCGAUAUAGUUAUUGCAUGUCACCCCAUUUGACAACUCCAAAAAAUGUAUAUGUUACCGAAAUUAUUUGGAAUAAAAUAAGUGUAUCUUCCGUCUAUCUAAAAAACAUCACAUUAUGCAGAUGUACAAGAGAGUACACACUCGAUAGCACUGUAUGUUUAGAAAGCCAGAAAACCUCUUAUAUGUCUUAACUACUACUAGUUGUUGCUUGAGCAAGUAUUAUCUUAAAAUUGUUGUUACUUAUUAAAUGAAUUUAAAAAAAAUACUAUAAAAAAAUCUUCUUGGUUGGUGUUUAUGUUUGAAAUAUAACAAAAAAUAUACAAUUUAAUGGUAAAAUUAAUGUAAUCAUAUAGGACAAAAAAAA
Sitophilus oryzae (rice weevil) is the source of this 2787-nucleotide messenger RNA. RefSeq lists its product as uncharacterized. The coding region runs from base 507 to 2423 and encodes 638 amino acids. Lineage: Eukaryota; Metazoa; Arthropoda; Insecta; Coleoptera; Curculionidae. The record is from RefSeq and is a predicted model, not a curated record. The transcript has 9 exons.